Molecule: messenger RNA, 7728 nt
Organism: Theileria equi strain WA
Lineage: Eukaryota; Apicomplexa; Aconoidasida; Piroplasmida; Theileriidae
Exons: 1
Coding region: 1-7728 (2575 amino acids)
Molecular function (GO): protein binding
Source: RefSeq, a predicted model, not a curated record
AUGGAAGGCCCCGAUAAGGAAUCCAUACAAAAAUACGACUCAAACGAGCACAGGAGUGAGGAUUACGCCUCAGACUCUUCAAAUAGGGGUUGCUCUGCUCAGGAUUCGUAUUAUCAGGAAGAUUCACAAUGCCCGUGCUACAUGUGUAACAGCGGCGCUGUAGAUUCAAAAUCAAGCUACUCAGAUGAUAAUUCAACUAGUAUAGAAUUCGCAAUUCGCUCCUUUUGGAGACUGGCAAAGACACAAAAUGAUAUCGAGUCACCGAUGGAAGGACACUGUAAAGGAUUCCAUUAUAGGUUACUACUCCAUCCAAGAGGAACAACUGGAACAGACAGCGAAUCUAGUCAUUUGUCCGUUUUUGUGGAAGCAGUUGUACAAGAUUGGUAUCCUGAAUACUGGGUCUUUCCAAAUGUUCGCUUUGAACUUACGGUAGUAAAUUUUAAGGAUCCAAAGCAAUCUGUGACAUCUUGGGCCCAUUGGAGUUUUUCUAGUGAUGCUACUUCAAGAGGUUGGCAGAAGAUGAUUUCCCACAGUAGAUUAACAAAAGCUGCUGGGUUCAUGGAUGAAGAUGGAACUGUUUUAGUUAAGGGAAAAGCAGAACCUCCAUAUCCGUUUUUAUGGUCAAAGGCACCUAUAUACCAUCCCUUAAUGAUGUGGGAAUAUAUAUCAGAUCGUGCUCAAAGAGAAAUAUGUUCGGAUGCACAGUCCGAGAAACAUGCAAAAUAUAAAUUGCCAAACUGUAAUAGUUCAAGCUCAAAUACAGCGCCUACUUUAGAAGAGAAUUCCGCACCUUCUAAAAGGACAAACGCUCCACCUUAUCCUCUUACGGAGAAUGAUAUUUGCAAAUGCGGCCAUGGGUCAUGUAAUUCUCCCGGAAGUAAAACGGUUGAUUACAAGACAAUCUUGGACAAAUUGUCACACGAAAGUUGUACUCCUUCCGAUGAUGCAUCAUCACAGGCCAAACAGGGUACCAAAUCUUUGCCGGAAAACAAAUCGAACGCAGUUUCUGAUAAUGCAUUAUUGAGAUUUUUGGACUCUAUAGUUCCAGCUUUACAUCCUACUCUUGAUUCUGAUCUUGUUGCGUUGAUGAUUCAUGUUUUGUAUCAUUUGAGAGAGUUCCGUAGGGCUGUUUUCAUGUGGAACGCACAAGGUGAAUACGAGAAUACCUCCGAUAAUAGCAUUGUUUUGGCUCUUCAAAAGACAUUUGCAUAUAUGCAACUGUAUCCUUUGGCCGUUUCUUGCAGAACCUACAAACUUUCAUCCAUGGGAAAUAGUAACAUACCAAAAUAUUAUGUUUAUGAAUUACUUCCAAAGGUUCCUAGCAACAAGAGACGUUUUUCUUCUGAAGAUAUGUUUGAAAACUUGAACGACACUUCUGUUCAAGAUUCAUCCCUGUAUAAUGGAUAUAGAAAAUCGGUAUAUGAUGAAGCAAGCUAUGAUGCAACUUCACACGAAGACGGAUUAGGUUAUAUGGAUCAACCAGACGAAUCACACCAACCGUCUGGACGCAUUAGCAACGCCAAUCACAAACCAACAACACAGAGGUGUUGUGUUUUUGAUGGUGGUCGAUUUGAAUGGGAAGUACCAUCGUCAGCUUAUCAGCGUAGCACAGAUAAUGACGACAAAGAUAGACUUGUAGAUGGCCCUUCUAGCGCUAAUUUUGUGAACCAAUGCCUUUCUAGCUAUAGGUUAAUCCCAGGAACGCUUAGCCAUAGCAUAGGUGAACGUCAGGAUGUCUUUGGCAAGAUAUUACCUCCACCCCCCAAUUUAAAGCAUAUUUUGAAGGCCAUGCACAUGACAGAUUUACAAGUGUUAGAAGUACAGGACCAGCUGGUGAAUAUACACACGGAGCUGUUUACCAUGCUUUUACGUGAUCUUGCAUCAGCUAAAAAGGUCUUGAAACAAAAGAGACUUCUUUCUGGCUCUGAGGGUGAUAAUCAUGAUAAAAAUAUUCCUUGGUUCUUAAGAGACCAAACUAAUCUUGAAGCCACAUGUAAGUCAUUAUUUUCUGGAAGCAGCGAAAGCGAAGGAUUAUUUCAUAGUGCAAGCGUAAAUGACAUUUCAACGAUUUACAUCCGCUGUAAGCAUUCUCAUUCGUUACAAAAGGCUUUGGAAUCUACCGCAAAGACUAUGGCUAGGUAUCCUGAGGUUCUGUUUUUCUAUCUUUACCCAACAAAGAAUGCUAAAAAGGGAGAAUUGUUCGAUGUGCCUCUGAGAUUGGAUGGUACGAUACUAUGUGAGACCAAUAAUAUGAACCCAUUUUCUGGUUAUCAAUACGACAUUCAAUCCAAUAAUGACAAUGAAGAUCCAACGGCUGCAAAUAGCUCAGAGUAUGCUGUAAAUGCUGAAAAUUUUGAAACGUAUUCAGAUGAAGAGGAAGAUGACGCUCAAGAUGAGGAUGAUGGUGAAGAUAGCUUUGCUGAUUUUACAGCAGAAGGUGCAAAUAGCGAUAAGGAUAGAAUACCCAUAAAAUGGUAUUCUUUAUACGCUCUAAUUAUAAGAGAGGGAGACAUUAGAUCAGAAGCAUCUGGGAAAGGUGGAAGUACAUUUAAUUCUCUAUUGUUAAGACCUGAAGAAGACGGUCCAUGGUAUAGAAUGUGUGAAGGUCGUGUUGAAAAAUUAAAUACAAAAAUGGAGUUUACAGAAUGGAAGUGUCAUCGCGACUUUUUUUGCUCUGCAGCAGUGUAUAUAGCUGAGGAUUACAUUGAUAUGUUACAGGUUGGUGAAGUUAAUUUAUCUGGAAAUUUGAAGACUUGGAACCCAACUCUAUAUUAUGAAACACUGGAAAAACUUGGUAUAACUGAACAGGACAUUUUAAAUCCAUCACCUCAGGAUGCCAGUAGCACAUGUGAUGUGGAAAAAUCUAUGCCUAAGCCUGAAGAUGAAGUGAAUGAGGAACCAGAGUAUGAAACAGAACAAAGGACAUCUGAUGAUCAAAUUACUGAAUAUAUAAAUGUUAGUCACUUUGGUAUUGACAACCUCGUUUACAAGAGAAAAAUAGGCCAAAGGCACCCAAGGCUAUUGUCAUGUUGUGAUGUCCAUGGCUAUACACCUGCAAUAUUGGAUGCAUUGAAUGAAAAGGAGCUACGAAACAAAACAUUUAAAAUGGCAACACAACGUGAAAUUUCCAGACGUAUAAAUCGUUUAGAAACCAUACGCCCAUUUAUCAGUUGGUUAUUCAGCGCUUCCAAAGAAAAUACUGCCUUACUUAAUGGUAUAAUUCCUCCUAUAGACGGAAAAUCACUAGUAAACUUUUUACAAAGAAGAGAGCGUAUUUUUGAGGAAGAGUUUCGCAAUUUAGUUUCGGAAAUAUUUUUUAAGGAGGUUGGAGAACACUUGGCACUAAGCUCUAUUUAUAGGUGGAGCAACAAUUCAUGCUCCUGUGGGUGUAGGUGUAAGACUUGUGGUACAGGAUCUCCUGCGUUAUUGUUGACAGAGAAUGGCAGAUUUCCUGAGGAAGAGCUGAGAACACACCUGUCAGAACCUGCUACCAUUUUAUUUAGGAAUAUUCAAAUACUAAGAUGCCACCUGGAAUAUUUUUGCAAGGAUUGUCGCAAUUUAAAUUUGCAGAUGAAAGAGAACCAAAGAUUAUCUGAACUGCAUGAAUUCAAGGCUACUUCGGAGCGUUCAGCCCUUUUCUUAAUAGAAUGCAUAUGGGAUGCAUGUAUCAGGUAUACACUGGACUGUAGAACUAUACUAUUUUUGAAAGCAGCAUCAGACAACCCACAAAGUUCCAUUACAGACAUUAGUUUAAGCCAGACAUCUUCUCUAAGUCACCUUUCUGGAAUUGGAGCGAAACAAACCGCAUUGCAUCCCCCGUUGGGUCAGUGUCGUGAUUUGUUUGUUUUUGACGGAACGCAGUCAGGCAGUAGCGAUUCAUUAGAGGAAGAACUCACAAACUAUUCAGACACUAAGUACGAUUUAAAUAUAAAUGUGGAGCUGGAAAUAAUGCACUACCUUUCAAACAAAUACAAGUUACCAACGGUUAGUCGUAUGAGAAACUUUUUGCGCAAACACCAUGUUUUGGUAUAUGCUUUUAUCAGACCUCACGAAUUAGCCAGGUGUUAUUUAGAGAAAAAGUAUCUCGGAUGUAACAUAAAGGAUGAAUUGAAGGACGCUGGAUUUGAGAUUACAUGGAACGAGGACGCCUUUGCUCAGCGCGCCACCCUUGAAUCAUUAUCAGAAGAUGAAAAGAUACGGUAUGGAAUAGGGUCUGGUCUGAAUGACCCAUUUAAGACAAUUGGUAAUCAUUUGUGCAAUACAUACGAAGAGUUGAUCACAAAGAUGCUUGUACACAUGCAGGAUGCGGAGAAAAAUGCAUAUUCAAAAACGUUUGAUUAUGUUUAUACUUGCGGGGAUAUUUCAAAAGUUGUCGAAGCUAUACAUAUAGAAUGCGCAAAAACCGUAAAUGUUGAUAGUAAAAGCCUAAAAAUUGAGAAUGACGAAGAAAUUUGUACUUGUGAAUCAUUCUUGACUGAAUGUAGGCUCUCGUCUCAGCAUCACUCCUUCCUUCCAGAAGUUACAUCUUCCAUAGAGCACCUAUCAUGGGAAAUGGCGGACUUGGGAAAUAUUUCAACUGAUACAUCACACGUACAAAAUGAUUAUUCUAGCCUAGUUGAAGAAUUUGCCGAUUUUCAUCUAGGUUCUGGGGACCAAAAGAGAAAGAAAAAACCCAAACUUCGCAAGCAAUCUCUAGAAAAGGGAACCUGUAUAAUACCUCCUUUAGACAUUAAGUUAAGAGAACUAAACAUUAAUCAGGAGGCUGCCUUCUUGGCCUGUCCUAAUGUUUUCAUAGAUGUGGCCACUUUGGUUAAAUAUUCGUCUGCUAACAAAAAGAACAACACAUCUUCCGAUAAGCAAGGCAAAUGGGGAGAUUGUGUUAGCAAUUUUGAUGUAAAUCAGCCAUACGGAUCUGAUGCCAAUGUUACAAUAGGUUACACGUCCCUACUGAAGUUAGAUAAUGCAAACUAUAGGGCUAUUUGUAAGCAGACUAAUUUUAAUGAGAAGAGUGAGUCUGACAUUUCUAAAGUAAAAUAUGCAGUUGAAAUUGGUAUAAUAAUUACACAAGAUCUUUUUGGUUUAGAAGGAUUUGCUUCAGAGGAAAAAUUGAAUCCGAUAAGAAGGUUGAUGGUUUAUAAUGAAUAUAAAGAUGAAGUAACAGGAAAGACAGUACCUAUGCGUGUUGAGCACCUUUACUGGGCUAUGCGCCGUCUAUUUCACCAACAGAUUCCCCAAGAUUUUGAUGGAGCUUUUAUUACUCCUACAAAAACAAAGAAGACAAAAACUACACCAAAGUCCAUUUGUGGAAAUGUUUGCACUUGUGAUGAAAACGAAUGUCAGACAAAUCUAAGGUGGCGUCCAAUGCCUCGUGAUACGUUCAUGCUUUAUGCUCUUUGCCCAGAUCCACACCCUGUUAGAAGAGGAAGGCGAAGGUUUGUUUACAUGCAGCCAGAAUCUGGGCUUGGCAACUACAUUGAUGUUGAUAGAGCUUCAAACAAUUACAAGAAUCCAGAUAUUACCAUUUUGGUUGUUGCCGCUCCAACAUCUUUAUACAAUACCCUAAUGCCAUUUCCCUAUCCUGAAGACUCAGAAUAUCCCUUGUUGCUAUUUAAGUGGAUGUGCUGUGAUACAGUCGACUUGUUUUGUCUUGGAGCAAUAGUGUGUGAUUCUAAGAAACAACUUCAACAAUAUAUUUUUGAAUGGUUACUACCUUUGGUUAGAGAGCUAGGAUAUCUUCCUAAACUCGGUCAAAACGAAAAGGAUGAUAUUGAUCAAUAUCAAGUUUUGGAAGAAUGUAGUAUAAGGACUGUACAAAAUGUUAGAAGAUGGAGUUGUGCCAUUAGGAAAAUAAACAAACGUCCAGGAGACAUUAUAAUCACUCAACUUAAGAGAAACGUGGAUUCCCCCGCAUCAUUGAGAUUUAAAGAAGCUGUCGCAUUUAUGCAUAGUGUACGUGAAUUAUCUGAGUUAGAAGCUCUUGAAUUACUACCUACACAUGAGAAUACUGAUGAAAACUUGGAUAAUUGGAUGAAACAGGAUAACGCUAACGAUGACAAACCCGAUGAACUCGUUCAAAAGUUGGCAAAGAAAAAGAAGAGAAAAUCUACAAAAUCUGCAAUACCAUCAAACAAAAAGAGUACAUUUUCAAAGUCCGUAUAUUCAUCUGUUGAAGAUAAUGCAAAGGAUGAGGUUUCGAAUAUAUAUCAACCUUCAACUGAUGAGGUAAAAACCACCGAAGCAGAGGAUGCUGUUGUGAUAGCAGAGAAAUCUCCAAGUUCUGACAGUGUAAACGUUUAUAAUAUAGUAGAAGAAGCGUUGGAAGGAAUUUUGAAAAGUAACGAUUUUAUAAGUUAUCAAGAUGCUUUGGGUAAUGGUAUAUCUAAUGUAAACUCCGACGACUUUGUUGAGAAACUUUUCUCAGGUGAUCUAUUUGGUGAUGAUGUUAGGAAUUCUGUUUACCUUUACAUACAACAGAUUAUGGUGGACGAAAUGGAAGUUGAGUUUGAAGUGGAUAUGGAACUAACUACUGAAAAUAUUCCAAUUCCUAUAUCUCCCAGACUUAGAGCUUGUGCUGAUAUAAUUAUAAGUUCUUUGAACGAACAAAAAGCUCGUGAUGAUGUUGAGAAUAUUUUGGAUAACCUAUAUGAGCAAAAUUCCUUUAUAGCUUCUUGUAUAUUUUCCUAUGCCCUGUGCUCUAUAGGAAGCAACCGGCUUAUGAACAAACAUCUUGAAGGUUUUUCAAAGGGUGUCAUUGCAAAAUUAGUUGAACACUGUUCUACGCAUUCUCAUAUUAUAUUUAAGGAUGACGAAGAUACUACUACCAAGGAACAGGACAUUCUUUGCUACAUCUUGUCAGUUCUAAACAUUUUUUACGGUGAAAGCCAAGGUGUUGCAAACUUAUUUAACAGGGGCCAACAUGUCGUAUUCAUAAUGAAACUAAUUGCUGAACGAACAAAAUCUCCCCAAAGCUUUCCAACACCCUUGGCCUCCCCAACUGCGCUCAAGCAUGAUGCAUUUGAAAGAUUUAAUUCAAAGUCAAAGGUGGAACCAAAAAAAUCUGAUUAUGUUCUGGAUCUAUUUAAUAAUUCCACCUUGUUUUUGUUUCACGAAGAAUGUCUAGAGCAGUUGGAACGGUUAGUUUUGCAAGAGCUAAAGAUAUGGUGGUAUCAAAGAGAGAUUCUUUUGUCGAAUAUGAAACAUGUUCUUUUGGGUAUAACAAAGGGUGGAAAGAUAACUCUUGUUAGCAAGGACAACGCUUACUAUUUGGAGGGUCACGAGGACCAAGAGUCUUUGGACUUUUCCGAUGUUCACUACCUACAACAGUGUUGCAAACGUUUUCCUGACGAGCUAGGAACUAGCCUUGAUAACGGAAAGAUAUGCAUUUUUGCAAAUUACAUCGGUAGUGAUGUUGAAUCAGAAUCACUGGAUGGUUUGAAGGAUACACUUGAAAAAUGUAAAAGAGGAAAGAAAAAUAUAAAACGCAGUAUCCCGAACCAACCUAUGCGCGCACAUGAGACUAUGCAACCAUUUUCUAGUCUUUAUGAUAUGGAAAGAGCAAGCAACCAAACCUCUUUGAUUGUAAUGUCUAUGAAAUAUUCCAAUUAUCUCAAAAAAAUUGAUUCGCAAACGAUUGGAAGUAUUAUCCAACAUCAUAGCAGAUGUUCUAUACAGAACAUACCCCCUCCCCCGAGCAUAUUCCCACCUCAACCACAUUAUGUUGAUAACUAG